Molecule: messenger RNA, 807 nt
Organism: Uncinocarpus reesii 1704
Lineage: Eukaryota; Fungi; Ascomycota; Eurotiomycetes; Onygenales; Onygenaceae
Exons: 2
Coding region: 1-807 (268 amino acids)
Biological process (GO): arachidonate secretion; phospholipid metabolic process
Molecular function (GO): A2-type glycerophospholipase activity
Source: RefSeq, a predicted model, not a curated record
AUGAAGCUGAACACCCUACCUUUGUUCUUCCUGGGCUUCUUCUCUCCUCCCGCCCUCUCGGCGCCGGUUGAGUCAGGCACCACGGCGGCUUCGCUCUCCACACGAGCAGACGCAUGUACCGUAGCGUUGACAGACCAAUACAUGUUCAAAGACCCCAUCACGACCUUCCAAAGCCACCGCAACGCCAAACAGCCAUCCUGCUUCGACUGGAGCUCCGACAAUUGCACCAGCUCACCCGAUAAGCCGGUGGGAUUCAACUUUAUCCCCUCAUGUCAGCGCCAUGACUUCGGCUACCGCAACACGAAGAAGCAGGGCCGCUUCAACGAGACGAUCAGGAAGCGGAUCGACGACAUGUUCAAGAGUGACCUGUACAAGGAGUGCAGCCAAUAUUCAGGCUGGGAGAGCUGGAAAGGCGUGAAAUGCAGGGAGAUCGCGAACGUGUAUUACGAAGCUGUGCGACGCCGCCCAGCUCAGCCAAUGAUAGGCCUGGGAUGGCCGCUGACUCACCCAAGCUUUUGCCAAGGCCGGGCUUCUUCUUCUGGCAGCCAGACGUCGCUCUUCAGAUCAAGAGAUGAUGGACGUGCAGCAAACCUGAGAUCACUCGAGAAGCAAGCUCUCAUCGAUCAUCUCAGCCGUCCAAAUAUACCCUCCAAUCACCUUGAAGUUGGGCCCGGUGCCCAGGAAUCUCAAACAAAACGCGUUUUCGCCCCCACGCAAAGCUUGAGAACUGCUAUGUUUGAUACACGCUCCCAUUGGUGUGAGAGCUUUGAAGCUCGAUCUGCCCAGCUCCACGGCCUCGACUGCUGA